Messenger RNA from Symbiodinium natans, 3666 nucleotides. NCBI's taxonomy places the organism in Eukaryota, Dinophyceae, Suessiales, Symbiodiniaceae. The record is from the annotation of a GenBank genome assembly.
AUGUACGAGAUUCCAGAAUGUCUUCGUGCCGGGGCGCUGGAUCCGUGUUGGUAUGCCCAGUUGAAGAAGAUGAAGGUCGAGGGACCUCGCAUCUCAGUUCUCUGGCUGCUGAUGCGGACGUUUGGGUGGAGAUACGUCUUCAUCCUGGUAACAUUUUCCGUCUGGCUCGCAAGCCUGUCGCUGCUCCCCUUCCUCACCGAAAGCCUCUUUGAAUGGCUGGCAGAAGGCGACAGCGUCCUCGGCGGAUUGGGAUGGUCCGCAAUUCUAGUUUGCAGCUACCUCGUGAACUGCAAUGCCGCCUGUCAGUGGUAUCAGCAGACCACCUUCCUGGGCUGCGAGCUACGAGCCUCCGCAGCCAUGCUUGUCUUCCGCCGGGCGCUGCAGCUGCAGGUCCAGGAUGCCGACAAGGACGUGGCGCUCAACCUGAUGCAGGUGGAUGCCGAGCGUUUGUACAUCUUCGCGCAGCUGAACCACCUGCUGUAUGUGGCCCUCGUCGUGCUGCUCACAACUUCGGCAUACUUGAUUGCGCUGGAGGGGCCCGCGGUGGCGGCGAUGGCCAUGUCUGUGGUGAUUGCGACUUUGGUCCUCCAGAGCCUCGUGAGCCGUCGGGCCUCCCCUGCGCGGCGGCGGAUGCAGCAGUGUUCCGACGAGCGCAUCUCGCUGUUGGCCGAGGUGCUCGAUGCUGUGCGAGUUCUGAAGAUGUAUGGCUGGGCGCACCACCUUCAAGGCCGCAUCGAGGAGAUCCGGCGUCGGGAGCUGCGGGCCGCUGCCUUCUACCUGGGUUUGAGGGCUUUCAGCAGUGCAUUGCUCUACUGCUCGCCCCUGCUAUCCAUGCUGGCUGUCCUGACCAUGAUGCAUCUCCAGGACAAGGAGCUGUCGGCGGAGCGGGUUUUCCUGAUCUUCACGACCGUGGGCUUGGUGCGAGCUCCUCUCGGAGGCGUUGCCAUGGGCUUCACAGCCGUAGUCGACGGGCUCGCCGCCUUUCGCCGUCUGGACGCGUUUGUGAGCCAGAGAUCCUUCGACCUCUACCAGGAGGACCUUCGUGAUGCGGAAGCUGCGAAGGUGCAGACCGCGGAGGCGCCGGAGGCGGCGGAGGCUGCAGAGGUCUGCGAGGCCGAGAUUGAGGGAAGCUUUGCCCACGGCUCGGAGAAAAACUUCGAGCUCACCGCCGACCUGACCCUGCGCCCCGGUGAGCUGGUGGCGGUCUGCGGCCGAGUUGCCGCGGGGAAGUCCUCGCUUCUCUUGGGGCUCCUGGGUGAGCUGCAGUCGCUGGGCGGGCGCCAGGCGCUUCCGGGAGGUGUGGCCUACCUGGCGCAAUCGCCCUGGAUCCGCAGUGGCACGGUCCGGGAAGUCGUUGUCCAGGAGCUGCCGUUCGAUGAGAAGAAGUACUGGUGCGCGGUCCGUGCCGCCCAGCUUGGCCCAGACCUGCGCGAGUGGACGGGCGGGGAUCACCAUGCUGUUGGCGCCCGUGGCACCACGCUCAGUGGAGGACAACGGACAAGGUUGGGCCUUGCACACGUCCUGUACCGCUGCCUGGUGGCGGACGUGCGCCUCGUGCUCUUGGAUGACUGCCUGGCCGCCGUGGACCCUCACGUGGCCAGGGCCAUCUGUGAGGAAGCCUUGCUAGGCAUUCUUCUCCAAGAGGGGCGAUCCGUGGUCAUGGUGAUGAACUCCAACUUUGUGGCGCUCCGUGCAGCAUCCCGGAUCGUGAAUAUGGAGCAUGGGCGGGCGUCGAUGUACACCAGCGUACAAGCGUGGAUAGCUGACUGCUCUCAAGCAACCAAAGAGUCCUGCUUGCAGACCUUGGCCGACAUCAAGGCGCGACCGCCUUCGGAUGCAGGCGACAAUUGCUCUGCGGAGGAGGGAGAUGUUCUAGAAUGCGCUGAGCAGUCGCGCACAGGGGUGCUCAGCACCAAGACCCUCACCUACUACUUCGGGUCCGGUCGGCAUGCGGCAGGAGUUGUCUUCUUGUACUUCAUUCUGAUGAGCAUGGUGGCAGUCGAGGGCCUCCGUAUUUAUUCCGACUACUUCAUGGGUGUCUGGGCUGCGCGUGAUUUGGCCAACACUGCAGCGGAGUCCAGCGAGGACUUCCAGACAUUCUGCCUGUGGGUGCUGCUGGCUGUUUUCGGCGCUUUUCUGCGGGGCUGGUUGGUGAUCCAUGUUGCGCUCAAGUCGUCGGAGAACAUCCACCACCGGCUCCUUGAGCGAUUGAUGUCGGCACCCAUUGGCCUCUUCGACACCACACCGCGCGGGCGCAUCCUGGGCCACUUCUCGAAAGACCUGGACGCGGUGGACGCGCUGCUGCCCCAGUACUUGCUGGACUUCCUGCAGGACAUGACGAUGCUCCUGGGUAUUGUGGUCGUAUGCGUGUGGUCGACGCCGCUUGCCGCUCUGGCGGUUGUCCCAGUUCUCUUUGGCUUCUACAAAAUCCGGCACUUCUUCAGCCGCACCGCGCGGGAAGCCAAGCGCCUCGACGGCGUGACCCGGGCGCCUCUCUACUCGGCCAUGGGCGACGUCGCAGAUGGGUUGGCCACCCUGCGGGCGCAUGGGCAGCAGGAGGGUCUGGUGAAGCAGUUCCAAGCUCUGCUCGACCGGAAUGGCAAGGUCUUCUUCCAGACGUACAUCCUGCAGCCCUGGUGCAUUCUGGUCCUGGAUAGCCUUGGCUCAGCGAUCGUCUGCAUCGCCUGCGUGUUUUGUGUGCUACUCCGCGACAGCCUUCCAGCCAGCACCUCAACGAUGGCGAUCUCCUAUGCCUUGAUGACGAGGGGGAAGCUGCAGUUCUGCAUUCGACUCUCCAUCGAGGCCGAGAACCAGCUGGUGGCCGCGGAACGGCUGGCGCAGUUCGAGGCGGUGAUCCCCGAAGAGCCUGCCGAGGGCACAGCCCCACCUGGAGAUUGGCCAAGGGAAGGCAAGCUCACCUUCGAGUCCGUUUCCAUGCGCUACAGGGCAGAUCUCCCGCAGGUGCUGAAGGGCUUCGAUCUCCAGGUCACUCCCGGUCACAAGGUGAGCCUGGUGGGCCGCACGGGCAGCGGCAAGUCCAGCCUCCUCGGGGCCCUGCUGAGAGUGGUGAACCUGGAUGCAGGGCGCAUCUGCAUUGACGGCCUGGAUAUUGCGAGCGUACCUCUGCAAACCCUGCGCAGCGCAGUAUCUCUGAUUCCUCAGGAGCCCGUGCUCUGGAGCGGCUCCGUGGCCGAGAACCUGGAUCCCACAGGCUGCCUUCCAGAGGAUCAGCUCCGGGCAGCGCUGGCCAAGAUCCACUUGGACUCCAAGCUCGACGCAUUGGGCGGCCUUGCGGCGCGCGUGGAGAGGAGUGGAGGGAACUUCAGCCUUGGCCAGAGGCAGCUGCUGUGCAUUGCGAGAUGCAUUGCAAGAAGCAGUCGGGUCGUUCUCGUGGAUGAAGCAACAUCCUGUGUUGAUGGCGAAACGGACGCGAUCAUUCAGGAGGCUCUCCGCACCCAGUUCUACAACUGCACAAUGCUGGUCGUGGCGCAUCGGCUCCAGACGAUUAUGGAUGCCGAUCUGGUUGCUGUGCUGGAUGCGGGAUGCGUCGUUGAAACAGGCCACCCGGCAACGCUUUGCGCGGACCCAACGACUCGCUUCGCGCAGAUGGCCGCGCGGGCUCCAGCAGAGGCUGGGGCCUCGCGAGGCACCAUGCUGAGCUUGUAG